AUGGCGCCCUCAAAAGACAAAACCCCCAUCGAACUGGACGGCCGCACCCUCGAAGGCGGCGGCCAACUCCUCCGCAACGCCCUCUGUCUCUCCUCCUUAACCUCCACCCCCAUAAAAAUCACAAACAUCCGAGGAAACCGCUCCGGAGGCGGAGGUCUCAAACCGCAACAUCUCGCGUGCGUCAACUGGCUCGCCCACGCAACCAACGCUACCGUCGAAGGUGCCGAGAAGGGGAGUAAGACGCUCCUAUUUCGUCCAAAGGCUUUGGGGGAGGAGGAGCUGUCGCCGGCGUUCGAGGAGAAGACUCUCGAAAACGGCAAGAAAGUCUACGUGUGCAAACUCGAAAUCGGCACGGCGGGGAGUACAGGACUCGCAUUACAGGCCGUUUUACCAUUCAUCCUCUUCACGAAAUUCCCCGAACAGAGGACGGUAGUACUGGAAGUCAGCGGCGGGACGAACGUCGAUGGGGCGCCCAGUUACGACUAUAUCACCCACGUCCUCCUCCCAACCCUCUCCCGCAUCGGCCUCCCACGCAUAACAGCAACCCUCCAAAAACGCGGCUGGUCCACCGGCAACGGCCCAGGAAUCGGCUCCUUCACCCUCUCCAUCCCCCCUCUGACAACCCUCCCCCUGCCGACAUUCACAUACACCCCUUCUCCCUCCACCACCACCUCCCGCCCAGAACCCCCCUCCUCAAUCACGGCGAUCUUCCUCGCCCCCUCCACAACCCACACCCACAUCUCCUCCAUCCUCCCCACCACCCUCGCGCACCACUUCCCACCCACCAUCCCCCUGCACAUCCAAACAGAAUCCUCCCUCUCCGAAAAACGAAUCUACCUCCUCCUCCUCGCGCACUUUCCAGGCGACACACACACCCUCGCGAGCGAUCAUCUGUACGUCCGGAAGAUUCGGUCUUUGGAGCGCGCCACGACGGAGAUGGUCGAGUUGUGCGCUAAGAAAUUGGCUGAGGAGGUGGGGAGUGGGGCGUGGGUGGAUGGGUGGUUGAGGGAUCAGGUGGUGGUUUUUCAGGCGUUGGCGCGGGGGAGGUGUGUGGUUUUUCCGGGGUGGGAGGGGGAUGAGGACGGGGAUGGGGAUGAAGAAGACGAAGAUGGCGAUGAAGAUUCAGAAGGCGGAGGAGAAGUAGAAUCACGAGAACUACGAGAACCAACCCUCCACGCCCGAACAGCCGAAUGGGUCGCGAAGAUGAUGUUGGGGGUCAAGUUCGACGCGCAGGGAGUUUGUGAGGGGGUGGCGUUUGGCAGGGAUAGAGAGGGUGCCAAUGGGGUGGAAGAAGUGGUGAAGGGGUUGGAAGAGGUGCAGUUGGGUGAUUGA
Messenger RNA from Zasmidium cellare ATCC 36951, 1332 nucleotides. RefSeq lists its product as uncharacterized. The coding region runs from base 1 to 1332 and encodes 443 amino acids. Lineage: Eukaryota; Fungi; Ascomycota; Dothideomycetes; Mycosphaerellales; Mycosphaerellaceae. Gene Ontology annotation, molecular function: RNA-3'-phosphate cyclase activity. Gene Ontology annotation, biological process: RNA processing. The transcript is spliced from 2 exons. The record is from RefSeq and is a predicted model, not a curated record. Gene Ontology annotation, cellular component: nucleus.